AGUUUCAAGGCAUGGGAAACAUCCAGCAAAAACAAGGCAGGGAUGAGCGAGACAUAGAAUUAGAAUUAUAUGUGCAAAAUAUAAGUAGAGCCCACAAUGGGCAAGGUAAUCCAGUCUUCACUUGUCAAAUAUGCUUAAAGCCGAUGCAAUCAAACCAGAUAUUCAACAACAAAAACAAGUGUGCACACGCUGUUUGCAAGGACUGCAUAGCCAAAUACAUCCAAGACAAGAUUGACACUAAGGACAAGGUGCCCAACAUUCAAUGCCCUGGCUUGAACUGCAACCAGUUUUUGGACCCUCUCUUUUGCAGGAAAAUAAUCCAAAAACCACGUUGCUUCUUCAUGAACUUCAGAUGUGGGACUUGUUUCUGUGAAGACAACAGCAAUAAACGUGAAGACCUCCGCCGUAAAUGUAUUCAGCAGCAAAAAAGAAUGCAAGACAACAGCAAUAAAUGUAAAGACAACCAGCAUGUCAAUGUAAUUGCUACCGCCGCAGUCUCCGCCGCCGUCUCCGCCGCAUUCAUAUAGCUUCUAUUAGUCAUUAGUGUUAACUCCGCAGUAUGAGUUUUAUUUCUAAGCAAUUAAUAAUUAUUGGCGGAACUAUUACUAAUCACCGGUUUCCUUGUUAUUGGGAUCACCUCCUCAGGAAACUCUAUUACGG
Molecule: messenger RNA, 660 nt
Organism: Quercus lobata
Lineage: Eukaryota; Viridiplantae; Streptophyta; Magnoliopsida; Fagales; Fagaceae
Exons: 2
Coding region: 12-527 (171 amino acids)
Molecular function (GO): metal ion binding
Source: RefSeq, a predicted model, not a curated record